UGCCCAUCAGAAUGAUGGCAGAAGACUGGGAGUCAUGGUUUUAGAGGGGAAUGAGGAUUUCUUGUCUGCUGGUGGAGCUUGAAGAAGGUUUUAGACAUCUUGCCCAUCUUCUUGCCCUGACAUGCCUUGCAUGAAGGGACCAAGGUGCCACCAAGCCCUGCCGUUGUCACCAUGAGGGCCGUGCUCUGGGACCUGCUGCUGCUCUGCCUCUUUGCCCGGGCACGGGGCGACUGCCGGGGGGACUGCCUGCACUGCGACCGCCACUUCUACCGGGACGGCUUCGACCUCCUCGUCUGCAUCCUGGAAUGCGAAGGCGAAGCCGUGCCGCGGGCCACCUGGGAGAUGUGUGCCACCAGCAUCCGAUCCGCACCGCGUCCAGGUGCCACCGGCAUCCUCGGUGCCAUGGAGCCGGCCGAGGCGGUGGCGAGCCCGCUGCAGGUAAGCGAGCUGCUGCGGCGCCGGGAUGCCGAAGACGGAGGCGCGGGGAUGGCGCCGGGCGCUUUCCCAUCGCAGGACGAGGACAUUUCCCGGCGGCUCGGCGGUGGCUUCCCACGGGGGACACGCGGCUCGUGGCCGGCGGCCCGUGGGGUGCAGAAGCGAUACGGGGGCUUCAUCGGGGUGCGCAAGUCGGCGCGGAAGUGGAACAACCAGAAGAGGUUUAGCGAGUUCCUGAAGCAGUACCUGGGCAUGUCGCCCCGCUCCAGUGAGUACGACAUGGCCGGCGACCUCAGCGAGCACAACGAGAUCUAGCCGGCCCCGCGGCACCGCGCCACGGACACGCGCGCCAUGACCAAAAAAGUCAAUCCAUUGCCCGCCCCAACCCCAAAACCUCCGUUAGGAAGGGUUUCUCCAGGAAGCGAUGGCUGCUUGUUUGGUUUUUCUUCUUUUUUUCCACUGUACCCUCAAAAUACCACAAUUUUACCCCCUCGGCCCCCACCCAUCCUUUGCCCCGUUUGCUUUUCCAGUUGGCGCAUUUUGCCCAAAUGAUGCCGAUUUUGCCCUGCUGAAUGGUGAUGCUGGAUCUUGGGAUGCUCCAGCGCUACGUUCCCCAUUCCCAAUGGGUACGCAUUAAAAAUGGAGGGGAAAAAAAAUAUUAAAAAUGGCUUGGAAACACCAAGCCCCAAGGCUGGGCAGUGAGUCCCUAUCUCAGUGACACCCCAGAAAAGUCCCUUUGCCAUAGGUCACCUUGGGAUGUUAGGCAAAAGGGUUUUGUCCCCAACACCGUAAAGGUGUGCAGAAUGUUUCAGCCCCCUCCCCCUCAAAAAAACAGGAAAAACCCUCAAAUAAAACCAAACCUGUUGCGUCUAUAAAUGAGAUGACUCUUCCCCAAAGCAUUGUGUUGGCCAAACCCAGCGGUGAGCAGGGAGCAUCCUCCUGGCCCCAGGAAGUGGUGCUGGAAUGCUCCAAGCCCCCACUUCGCCUACCCCACACCCACCCAC
Molecule: messenger RNA, 1439 nt
Organism: Numida meleagris (helmeted guineafowl)
Lineage: Eukaryota; Metazoa; Chordata; Aves; Galliformes; Numididae
Gene: PNOC
Product: prepronociceptin
Exons: 3
Coding region: 172-750 (192 amino acids)
Biological process (GO): chemical synaptic transmission; neuropeptide signaling pathway; sensory perception
Cellular component (GO): plasma membrane; dendrite; axon terminus
Molecular function (GO): opioid receptor binding
Source: RefSeq, a predicted model, not a curated record